Harmonia axyridis is the source of this 1030-nucleotide messenger RNA. RefSeq names its product sperm-associated antigen 7 homolog. The record is from RefSeq and is a predicted model, not a curated record. The transcript has 5 exons. Gene Ontology annotation, molecular function: nucleic acid binding. NCBI's taxonomy places the organism in Eukaryota, Metazoa, Arthropoda, Insecta, Coleoptera, Coccinellidae. The coding region runs from base 107 to 787 and encodes 226 amino acids.
UCAUAAUGAAUUUGACAAAAAUCAGUUGUUAAUAUAUAAACAUUUGUUUAUUUGUCAGUGGUAUUUGAUUUCUGGUAAUAAAAGAUAUUAAGUAAUUUAUAAGAAUAUGGAUCUUCUUGGUUCAAUAUUGAAUUCAAUGGAUAAGCCACCUACCAUGUCAGAUAAAGACAGGGAAAUUAAAAAAAAAAAAAAGGAAUUCUACGAAAAACAUCAAGCUGCCGAAAAAGAUAGGUUACAAAGGUUUAAAGAAAGAGUAGAAGAAAAGAUAUUAAAACAUUUCGAUGAUAAAAAUAACACAACUUUCAAGUUUGAUCCGAUGGAUGCAAUUCAAAGAAGUAUUGUGCAUGAAAUUGCAGAGAAUCAAAAUUUAUUAGCUUAUGCUUUUGGUGAAGAUGGUGUUGAUAGGUAUAUGAGAUUAUACCGCAAAGAUCACCCACCUUGUGAGGAUGAAUUAGCAGCCAGACGCCGGGGAGAACCGUGGAAUGAAGCUAUUAAAAAAAAAUUGAUUGAAAAGAGGCAACUAGAAGAACAUGAAAGUAUAGAAUCAAACCAAUCCAGAAGAAAGAAACAAAAAUUUAUUCCUAAUAGUAACUAUAAAGAUAAAUAUGCUCACAUCAUUGGUCAAGAGGCAGCUCUUGAUGCGGCAAAGAAUGUAGGAGCGAAUAAGUCCUAUGGAAUUGUGCCAAGUGAAAACAAAAAAGAUGUUAGGUCAAUAGAACAAGCUAUGGCAGAUAUAAGAGCGAAAAAGAAACAAAAAUUGGAAUGUAAUCAAGUAGCCGAUUGCUGAUGACUCGAAAAUGUCAUAAGGAUGUAGAGAUUUUUUCAAAAAUGUUGUAAUUUUUGACUGCAAGUUAUCUUGAACUAUUUUAUUGGAACACCAAUGUGGUCAACUCAUAUGAGUUACAGAAUAAAAAAAAAACAAUUUUAAGCCUAGUCUUGCAAUAAUUGAAUAAAAUGAAGUAUUGUUACCCUUCUUGCAAUCAAGUUAAUUAUUGAUUAUAUACAACUGCGAAUAAAUAAUUUAUUUCCA